This is a messenger RNA of Trichobilharzia szidati, 1592 nucleotides long. The record is from the annotation of a GenBank genome assembly. NCBI's taxonomy places the organism in Eukaryota, Metazoa, Platyhelminthes, Trematoda, Strigeidida, Schistosomatidae.
GUUGCUAUCCUGACCUAAAUUGAAACAUUUUAGUCAAUUAUAUUACGUCAUCUAACUCAAUAACUCACUCUUACUUUAGUUGUUGUCUAAUCAAUCUUGUUUCUAUAUUUGAUCAUUCUUGUAUUACCUGAUUAAUAACCUAAUCUUGACAAACCUCGUGUACACACACAAACACAAAAUAAUUGUAUAAAUGCGAUUGUACAGCUAUUUGGGUGAAUUCGCCGAAAAGUCUUUUCUCUUAACGCCUCUUUUUCAUAUGAGUCAAUUGGGAUAUUUAAGCUGCGUAAACAAAAGUGUUGCGUUAGUAAGAAUGUUACCUUUAAAUACCUUAUGGAGUUGGCAAAAGUAAGUUAAAAUAUGAUAGUCAACAGUUUUUUAUCGUCAACUGUAUUUGCUGUCAUCUCAAGCUCUUAAGUUCCAUGAUUUGUUAUACUCCAUGAGUCACAAUGUACCGGUAAAUAUUAGCUUAAAAUAAUUGUCCUUCAUAUACUGCACACCUUGUCAACUAGUGUAUAUGACAUAAAGUAGAGAUUAGUUUAAAGUAUGCGGAAUGACAUUUAACAUCAGUUGUCCUUGCAGACAAACAGUAAUUAUACCCAUGACCUGAGAAUUUGAGAAAUAUGUGUAAAAUCUUGCGUGCGUAUAUAAUGAUAUCCAUUAAGUUCCUGUUCAAAUAGUCAAGCUAACGUUAAUAUCCUUGACAUGAGUAUGCAGCUUACAUUGACUUUCGAAUAUAAUUGGAUUUGUUUAAUUCUAUCAGUUAAUAAUAUGCUCGGCAUGAUGUGAAGUAUUCUCUGUAUUCAGUGAGAUUACUGGUAAAUACUCUCAAAACCUUUUUUUGAAUAUUUUAGAUGGCUACACACCCACUCAUAGAGGCAGGCUCAACUGUUAUGUUGCGGGCUAUAGAACUUGAAAAACAGUUAAAGCUAACAGAAAGUUUUGUGUGCUACCAAGAAAGUAUUGGCUUGUUUAUCAAAGCCCUUCGAUCCCUAUCUGGAAACACGCAGUUGCAAUUCAAGGAAAGACUUAAACAGAAAAUAUCUGAAUAUAUGUCACAUGCAGAAAAGUUGAAAGAUAAAAUUAGAAGCGAGACGGCAACUGGAAAGUAUCAUGAGCAGAUUACAAUAGAAGAAGGUGCUACCGGUUAUGGCUACAAAAGGAUUUUCGGAAGAUUUCUUGAAGAUGGUUCGGUUAGCGAAAUUUGGGUUGAAGACCCAUACAUCAGAAAUAGUUUUCAAAUUGAAAACUUUUCGCACUUUUGUGAAGUUGUGGUCGGUUCAGAGUCAAACGUCAAGAAUAUUUAUUUGACGACAGGAUUAGAUGUCCACCACUCAGAUGAACAAAUAAAAAAAUUCCAACUGUUGAAAGCUGAUUUAAAUAACCAUUCAGUAUGUUUUGAAUGGACAUUUUCAAAUUUACUACAUGACAGAGAAAUACGAUUCGACAAUGGCUGGAUUGUUAAAAUCGGUCGUGGAUUAGAUUAUAUUCGUCGUCCAGUGCAUAAGUUUUGUGGAUUGGGCGUUCAUGAUUAUGAAUUCAGACAAUGUUCUGCUACAACUGUAGAUAUUUUUCAUUCUUCAACUAUUCGCUGA